UGGAACCGGUUCAUCACCGCCCCUGAAUUUCUAAUUAUAAUUUAUGGUAUAUAAUUGUAAUUAAGGUAAUAUAUGAUUUGUUCUCCUAUCCUUAUUAGAAUAGGAUUCAAGGAAAGGAGGUCAUUUAUAUUAUAUUAUAUUAUGUGAAUACAAAGGCCAAAAAACAUUCUUGUCUCCUCUUUUCUGGCUACAGGUUAAAUAAUCCGACUUCAAUUUCAGAGAGAGACCCUAUUAUUGUCGAGUUUAUUAAUGGAGGAGCUUAUUGAUGAUGUGAAGCAUUGGGUUGCUAUGCUUUGGAGUCUUGUAUCAACCCUUUUCCAGCGUUACUUUGAUACUUCGGACUUGGCAAUUACUCAUGCUCUUGGGGUUACUUGGAGUAUUGUAUCAUACCCUUACUACAGGAUCUCAAGUGUUUACCAGCAUUACUUGUUGGAUAAAAUCAGUCCUUAUGGACUGUACAGGUGGAUUAUAACUGCUGUCUUGGCUAUCCUUUAUAGUCUUAGGGUUUGUGUUCGAGGAUUUUAUCCAGGCACAUAUUUAGUGUUGUUCCACUUCUCUGGAAUUCUCUGUAAAUUCCUGUCCCCUCAUGGACUACCUGAUCCUGAUGAUGAUGGACCUGUCUUGCCAAUUAAAGGUUCUGAUGAAUUCAAACCCCUCAUUCGUCAACUUCCCGAGUUCAACUUCUGGUAUGCCGCAACAAUAGAUCUCUGUCUGGUACUUACCAUGACUUUCUUUCCCGUAGUUGAUGUUAAAGGUUGCUGGCCUCUCAUUUUUAUCUCCUGGUGUCUGGUGUAUGGUUAUAAAAUGGCUGUUGUACUUAUCAAGUCGAAGAGAUACAAAUACAACCCAUUUACCCUUAUAAAGCAGAAAGUGGCUGGAAAAGGACAGCAGGAAGUGGCAGCAGCACCUGUGAAAGGACAUCAGGAUGUGGCAGCAGCAUCUGGAAUACUGAUUUCUGUUUAAGACCAAAUGAAGUAGGAAAUAGGAAAAAACAACGCAGAAAUCCUUUUUAGUUGGAGCAAUCUAUCCCCUGUGAAUGAUGUUAUCCCCCUCUUAGAUUUCAUUGGCUCCCUCUCAGUGGCUUAGCAGCCUUGAUUUUUGAAACUCCUAGCUCUUACUAGUUUUUUUGCAGUGUCUGGAGUUUUUAACCUUUUCUUUGUAAAGCUUUUUGCAUCUGCUUGAUGCUUUUGAAUAUAACAGAUUAUUUCAUCAAAAAACAACGUUGAAACUAUAAUGGAAUUGCUACAUGUAAAUAUAGUUAAAUGGA
Molecule: messenger RNA, 1267 nt
Organism: Lycium ferocissimum
Lineage: Eukaryota; Viridiplantae; Streptophyta; Magnoliopsida; Solanales; Solanaceae
Product: protein RER1A-like
Exons: 4
Coding region: 250-963 (237 amino acids)
Biological process (GO): retrograde vesicle-mediated transport, Golgi to endoplasmic reticulum; protein retention in ER lumen
Cellular component (GO): Golgi membrane
Source: RefSeq, a predicted model, not a curated record